UCUCACCACACGCGUUCUGGACGUUAGCAGCAGCACAACGCUUCAGAUCCAAACAUGGAUGGGGAGUGUUGGUUACCGAGAGGAUAGUUAAGAAGGCAAUUAUUCAAAUCCUGCAGCAAUUUCAGUCGAUGGCUGCUGUGGUGGUAUCAUAGCAACAACACCCAAGAAUUAGAACAAUAAUAACAAUAGCCCCGUAUCACCCGCUGCCUGCCAGCACAAAACUCUCCAUUACAAACUCGGCGCGCUGCUCUCUGACAAGACACUCCCUGGAGAGGAGCGCGGGUGAGCCGGAUAAAAAGGAUAGUAUUUUUCUCCCAGACGCAGGUUGACUUGGAAAGGCUUACGCCUCGAUGAAAACUACAUCGCCGAGUGACUUUGACUGGAUCCUCUUGCUAAAGAAGAUCGCCAGAUCCUUUGCCAGAAUGGAAUUACAUGGAAUAAACGAAGUUUCCUUUUACGACAUGAGAUAUCCGCGCCCGGGAAUCGAAACUUUCUUUCAGGGUUUUUAAUAUGUGGUUGCAUUGCCUGUCUUCUAUGGGUUCGGUGGUUCACUAUACAUUGUGACUGAAUGUGAUUGAAAGGGAAUAUUCACGUAAUCAGAACCCCACUUUUGUUACCAGCAAUUCUGAGAUCAUUUACCAGCCUCAGGAUGAGUGAGUGAGCAGUCUGUCUGCCGAGUCCCAACCAUGAUCGCCACCGGAGGCCUGCUGCGGAUCAACAGGAGGCAGGACUCGCUGCGCUCUAAGAGCCGUGCCGAGAACAAGCGUAAGAGAAAAGCCAAGAAGAAGCGGAAGAAUGAGGUGGUGGUGGUCAAGGGCAAGCUGAAUCUCUGCUCCAUCUCGGGGGUGGUGGCGGCUAUUGGGAUUCUAAUCCUACUGGUGGGCAUUGCCAUGGCCAUACUGGGUUACUGGCCCAGGGAGAGCUCACUGUACCCAGAUCCGCCCAAAAUCCAGAUAAUUUACAACAAAAAGGAGGAGUCAGGGCUGACAGGCAACUGGACGAACAACGCGAAGGACGGAUUUCACUUGGAUGGGGAUUUGGUCAGUAACAAUCGUUCCAACGGCACAGGUUUAGAGCAGCCGUCUAUGGGCUUCCUGGCUGAGUUCUUGGAUAAGUACCUGUACUCGGACAAGUUGAAGGUGUUCGGUCCCCUCAUCAUGGGCAUUGGCAUCUUCCUGUUUAUCUGCGCCAAUGCGGUACUGCAUGAGAACCGCGAUAAGAAGACCAAAAUCAUCAACCUGAGGGACAUCUACUCCACUGUCAUUGACAUCCACAGCUUGCGGACUAAGGAGAACAUGCCGCUCAAUGGCUUUGUGAACUACAUGCAGUCAAAAGGGGUGGAGGGCAAACCUAGCGCUGCAUAUACCGCCGCUCUACUAGCCAAAGGCACUUGGCCCUCGGGAGGUUCGCCGGACGAGGGCAGCCUGGGCCCCUCCAGAUGCCACUCCCUGACUAGGUCAAGGGUGUCAUCUCUAGAGAGGCAGACGUUCACCGAUACAGUCUACACUAUCUCCAGACACAGCGGGGCCGGCCAGCAGAGCAGCCCGAUUUCCAUCCCCAAACGGUGGGAGACCCGGACAAUAGUGGCCUCCUCGGUCAACGCCUUCACUCUGCCCAUGACCAAACCCAACCAUCGGGCCAACCAGCAUCAGCGCAGGCCUUCAGCCAAAGCAGAGGCAGGGAGGAGCAGGGCUGCCCUGUGUGACUCUGGCGAAGAAGACGAAUCCUGGGUUGGGUACGGUGUUCCAGAAACCACCACCCAGGCAAAUGUGGAGACUUUGCAGACGGCUAUGCUCCUGCCUCAGGACUCUGUGGAGGUGUACAAGAGUAGUGGUAGCCUCCAGGGGGCGCUUCAGGGCUCCCAGAUCCAGCUGCUCCCCUCGUCCCCCACUGGCCCCAGGGUGAUGGGUUCCCACUUGUCCCUCAGCGCCCUGACGGACUACUCCAGGUCCAUCGACCUGGGCAUCACUCCAUCCACCCCCACCGAGUGGAAGGUGGAACGGUCCCGGCGACUCAGCUGCCCUCGUUUAGAGGUACCGGGAGGUGGUGGGUACAUCAAACUGGGCGACCUGGGGGGGGAGUCCUUUGAGUCAAGGGAGUCAUGUGAGGUGACCGCCUUCAGCCGAGUGACCACAGAGGAGGGUCUGGCUAAGAGUCAGAGGGAAGGAGGAGUAUCCAAUGAACAGGAGGAGAGCAGCCCCGGGGAACGACAGGACAGGUGCUCAAGGCGAUACUCCAACAAAGAGAAACUUCUCAUGAUCUCUCAGUCAGACUCCGUUUUGGACGAUGAGGAAGUGGAUAGCACAGAGAUAUGAUUGGACAAUUAUUGAUUGGUGGAUUGAGUUUAUUUGGAAAAAAAGGACACAUGAUAACUCGCAGUUGGUUGAAGAUACUUGACAGCAGUUUCAUGAAAUUAUGAUAACGACAAUACUGCAUAGGAUCUGAGAUCUAGAUGAUCUUGUGGUUCGUUGCAAAUGCAAUUAUCGAUAUGUGACCAAAAACUUGAAAAUGGUCUUUGGAGGCUAUGAAAACAGAAGACUGUGUGUAUAGUAUUUUGUCAAGGGUUUGUUUGUGUAGGUUGGAAGAAUCGCACCCAACUGAAAGAGUUUCAAAGCAAAAAGAUAACAUUAACCAAAAAAGGGCCCGUUUUAAAAUGGCGAUUGAACCGUUAGUUACUGUACCAUCCACUUGAUGUAAUAGUUUCUCUAAUUUGUAGAAAUAUAGUGUGUCUGUUCCACCUACUGUCACAACUGAUACUGUAGUAGUAUAUUGAUUGAGAGUUGCUGUCUCAACAGCAUGUAUUUUGUACUUUAAUGUCCUUGCCGUUUUUAUCAGUUUGAAUUCAAACUUUAAUAGCAAUACAUCAUUGACCAUCUCUGUUUGCUUGUGGGGGAAACAAUGUUGGCAUAUUUGCCUGUGUGUCUUUGAUAAUCUCUGAGUAAGGCUUGUAUGUUAUUGUUUAGAACUGUCUUGACUUGCUUGUUAAGGAAUCUCCUGUAUAUCUUUGCUAUCGCUUUUGCCUGAGCGAAAUUAAAAACAACACUCUAACUAGCACAAUUCACAGCUGAACACUUGUAUCUCUGUACAAGUAGCCUAAGUACCUGAGCACAAGUAACCAUCUGUGGAAAAAAAUACUUAUCAAAUCAAUGUUAUCCUGUGCAAAAGCAGCUGGAUUGUUUUUGUAGUUGGUUCUUGUUCAAUAACACACCUGCAGUAAAUAGUUGUAUUCCAAUUGUUCCUGGUGCCCAUGGUCAAUUCAACCAUCCCAUGGUCGUCCUAUGGCUCAAUCAGUCUUCAAAUAAACAUAUGAAGCUGUCUCAUUAUCUGUACCAUCUGUUAUUCCGACAUGUCAAUCAAGUUAUCAACCCAAAGGUGUGAGAACA
Molecule: messenger RNA, 3383 nt
Organism: Oncorhynchus gorbuscha (pink salmon)
Lineage: Eukaryota; Metazoa; Chordata; Actinopteri; Salmoniformes; Salmonidae
Product: transmembrane protein 200C-like
Exons: 3
Coding region: 687-2315 (542 amino acids)
Source: RefSeq, a predicted model, not a curated record